GGGCCAAUCUCCUGGGACUAGAGCAGGCGAGUUCUGGGCUGCUGCGGUAGGUUUGGCGACUACGGGUUCAGCCGAUUUGGGGCGUCCUUGCAGUUGUACGUCAGCGUUGCAGCUCUCCUUGUUUUAAUGCCUAUAGACUUGUAAGGACCGCGGAAUCAAGACGACCUGGUUGACUGAUUUGCAAACUCAGUGGCAGAGCUGUGUGCGCUGGCUGGACACAGACGUGGGUUGUAGGGAAUUUAAUAUUGCCCAGUUUUGCAUCUACUCUUUGGCCCCAUGAGCCUCCUCAGUCUGUACUAGGUGCUAAGGGCGAAAACUCAGAAAAACACUGAAUUUACUUUUUCCUGGUAAGGCUUCCAGAGAAGCAAGAAUAACGACUUGGUUAUGUUUACAGUCCUAUAGAGAUUGGUCCCUCUGUCUUCCCCUUACACUUGUCAUCUGCAAAUGUUCUGGUGUCAUUUAAUGCCAAAAUGAGUGAUCGCUAUUUAGAACAAAGGAUUACUAUAAAAUUUUGCGUAAAAUUGAACAAGUCUGCAAGUGAGACCCACCAUCUUUUAAAAGAAGCUUACGGGGAUGAAGUUAUGUCAAGGGCUCGAGUUUUCGACUGGCACAAAAGGUUUAAAGAAGGGAGGGAAGAUGUUCGAGAUGAUGCACGAAGUGGUCGCCCGGUCAUCCACAGGACAGAUGAAAAUAUCCAGAAGGUCAAGAAUUUGGUUUGUUCAAACAGGCAGCUAACAGUGAGGAUGAUGGCUGAAGAGUUAAAUUUAGAUAAAGAAACCGUUAGACUCAUUCUGAAAGAAAAUUUGAAUAUGAGGAAGGUUUCUGCCAAAGUUAUAUCAGGUAUUUUGAUGGAUGAAUCUAAACCUGGAAAAUCUGACUUUCAGUCUGACCUUUCAAAGAAAACUGGGAAAAAUGACUCAUUUGUGAGGAAGAAAGCAACAAGUUCUAAAACAUGGAGUCAUCUGCAGAGAGAACCUGGUGUGGAAAUGCCUCAGUCAGUAUUCCAUCGCAGAAUCUACUGUGCUGCUAGCCAGCUUCUGCAGGCCUCAUCUUCAACAAGCCUUUCCACACCAUUGGCUCAAGAUGGUUUUGCUCCAUGGUGAAAUGAAAGGAACCUGAGGUAACUAGCCUAAGCCAGGAAACUACCUCAGGGUUAGGUCUUCAUUUGCUGCUCAUUUGAUUUCAGUCUGCCAUUUCUUCCUGCCUGUCAUGGUCCUUCUCCUCUGACGGGCUAUGGAGCCAUUUUUCUUACUGCUCUCUACCACUUGGAAGUGGUUUUGACUGUUAAUUUCUGGUAUGUGCCUGCUCUUAAUUUCUUUUGCACAACGCAUUUGGAUUUCUUCGCUGCCCACAUCUCAGCUUGUUCCUCUGUUUUUAGCAUUCUCCCUCAGGGGAUCAUCUCUAUGUCUAUGCCCAGGAACCAUGCUCUUUGAGAAGGACCCCAAAAGAAAGCCUACAGUUUCAGCCUACUUUACAUUCAGGGCCUGAGGUAUGGUGCAAAAGACAGUGUGGUACUAACAUGGAGCAAUGCUGGGCCUAAGGAGUCACCUACUGUAAUGAUUGGAUUCCCUCAGAAUUCCUUGGGUUUGCCACUGGUACUGAUCUUGUCAAAGAUACCCCACCUUCACACAUAGAAGAGCUGGAUUUGUUUCAUUCUAGUCUUGUGCUUUGGAUUCCCCACUUAUUUGGGUAUCCCCUCUGCUGGAAGAGAAGGAUCUAACAUAAGAAAAAACAAGAGACCUAGGCCAAAACUAUGUUGUGUGAGGAGAAGGACUGGGUAACUCUUCAGACCCUAAAUUAAGGGAGUCUGCAGUCUGUGUACCAAUUUCCACUCAACAGCCUGUUUUUAGUAACUGCUACUAUUACAGUCGUAGUGUCAGUAUGCUUUGAGCACCUAUGGUUUUCAGAACCUUCCUGUACCUUGAUAAGAUUUUGAAGGGUAGAUGGAUUUCAUGUAGGAGGUGGUUGUUGAAUGGAUCCACGAGGAAGGUGAGACAAAGGGCUUCAAGGUUAGGGAAAGCAUGAGACCUGUGUCAGUGGAAAAUGACACUGUUGGCUAAAAUGGCUAAGUCUACCAGAGAAGAUGGUGGUGUUGCAGAAAAUGAACAAUGUGGGAUAAUUUGCUUCCUCUGCUCUGCCAGUAUUUUAUAGAUAGUUUUUCCUGUGUCCAUGAAUUUUUUCAUGAAUAUUUUUAUAAGAACCCACUUACUUGAUUAUUUAAUUUCCCCAUCAGACCCCAUAAAGCAGUCUUCACUUACACAAAUUAUCCUGUUUUUGCUUCUACUAGAAUAUAUAGAAACGAACUUUUCCCAAGUGUUUUCCAAAUAAUACCACAUAGACUGGAAACAUCUCAGAGUACCUGGUAGAAAUCAGGAAGGAAGAGUAUGUCUCAGCAUUGGCCAGUGUCUAUGUUUGUUUAUUUGUUUGUUUUGAGACAGGGUCUCACUGUGUAAUUCAGGCUGAUCUUAAACUGACUGUAUAGACUUGAACACAUAGAAAUCUUCCUUCCUCAGCCUCCUGCAUGUUGGGAGUAUACGUGUUUGCUACUACCCCAGGGUAAUAUCUGUUUAACUUGAAGAUUUUGAUGCAUAAAUGGAUCCUUUUUUGUAUAUAUUUAGAAUUUUGUUUUGUUUUUUGAGACAGAGUCUCAUUAUGUAGUGUAGGCUGGCCUUGAACUUGCUUAUGUAGCACAGGCUGGCCUCAAACUCAAGGUGAUCCUUCCUCUUGCCUCAGCCUCCUGAGUGCUGGGAUUACAGGUAUGUGCCACCAUGUCUGGCUCCCUUUAUUUAAUGACUAAAGAAGUAAACAAUAUUGGUUAAUAGCAAAGGCCCAAUACUCAUUUGUUCCAUACAGUUUACUUUUAGUUCUAGUCUUUCACCAUCUACCACUUUCAAAAUUUUUUAAGUUCUAAUGUCUGUCAGUUUUGAGGCACCAUGGAAGCUAGAUUUUGUCUCACAAAGAAAAGAUACUUUUUAAGCCAAAAAGCAGUUUAUAUACUUCCAUCUAAUAAUUUCUAGACAUUCCAGUUCUGAGCCACCAAGUCUUCCUACAUCAAAAGAGAUCCUAUGUUCCCUCAAAGAGACUUGUCUUCAGGGACAUAGCAUUUCAGUAACAAAUCUUCCAUUGAUGCCUGUUGCAGCUGUGUUGCUGAAUUUAUUAAUCCUUGCUCAAGUCUUGUAGUAACAUGUAGAAUUAUAUGUUCCUGGGCUGAAGCCAGGAUCUCACAACAUCUAUAGGCAUUUUCUUCAACCUAUUUCAGGAGUCCUGAGAGAACUACUAGGUUUUACUGUAGUCCAGAAAGGGGUGCUAGGAGUGGCCCUAGCAAUGAUAUAGGACCAGAUUAAGGUCAGAGUGUGAGUACCAGAAGCACACUUGAUCCAGAUAGGGUUUGGACACAGAACCACUGGAAAGAGGUAAUUGGGAAUGUGAGUUCAAAUUGUCCCAAGUUGCUGUUAGGAAAAUAAUUUAUUUUCUUAGAUUAUGUCCAAACAGUCAUGUUUGAACCCAUUGCCCCUUUGCAAGACUUCCCAAAAGCUAUUCAGUGAUGUCUCUGAUGUGGGGGAAGUAAAAUUACUGCCCUAAUGCUUAUCCAGAGCAAACCAUGCUCAGAAUCACUAAAUCCAAAGCUAGAGUAUAAAGUCCUAGGAGAGUUUUUGAAUUCCUUAUGUGCCCUCCUGCCAAACCCAUUUUAUUGCUGACCCAAGUUUUUCCGUAGCCUAUAUAUCUUGCUGCUCAGGCCUCUUGAGCUCCUGGUGCUGUAGUCUUAAAUCUAGCCAUUCACCACUCUUCAGACUCUUGCCUUAGGCUUUUACAGAUUGCUCUCAAUUUAUUUUUCACCAAUUUGCUCUUGUUUCUCUGAUUCCCACGUGCUUUGUUACCUGGUUCUGGAUUAUAUUUCUGAGAGCUGCUUUUGGCUAUUUCAGCCUGCUGAUCCCUUUGGUCAUGGCUUAUUUUUAAAAAUUCAGCUCACAGGGGCUGGGGAUUUAGCUCAGCGGCAUAAGUGCCUGCCUUGCAAGCAGGCAGUUGUGAGUUUGAUCCCUGGUACCGAUAAAAACAAAAAAGACAAAAAAAAAAAAAAUUUCAACUCACAAAUAUCUCUCUUCUGAUUUUUGGAUCCCUCUUUGAGCUCCCCACUUCAGCUGUGGUGUGCUUGGGAGCAGAGGUUGUCUGCUCCAGCUGUGGCCCCGCGUUACCUUCUUAGGCUUAAGAAACAGGAUGGGGCAGUGUUGGAGAAUCAUGUUUUUUUUGUUUAUAAAGGACAUAAGCCACUAUCAGUUACAUUCCCCAUAUGCAGCCAAUUUCCCAAAGAAGCAAUUUAGUUAUCUUUGAUAAUGAGUUGUGAAACCCUUUUUGGAGCUCUACUGUGUCCAAAUUCAUUCUCCCAGCAACAGUAUUUUCCCUAGCAGGAUAAGCUCCACCUAACUGCAGGUGAGUAAGCCUGCCUCCAUAGGAAUGUUGAGAGAGCUGCUGUCUGCAAACUUUGACUAUAAUUUUCAAGUUUAACAUAGUCUGUGAAUCUCUAGCUUUCAUGUUGAUCUUCUUCCCCACCAUCAUCCACAAUCUAGUUCACAAUCCACAAGGAAUGUUACAUGCCACAGGCGAAAGUCUAAGAGGAAUAGACUCCUCCCAGGGAUGAUCCUCUCUUCAUUGAUCUUAUCUAAUCCUUUCCCUCCCUUUUUACCCACCCUACUGUACUUUAUUUGCCUCUCUAGUAAUGAUCAAGAUGAGAAAAAAAAUAAAAUGUUCACCAAAUCUUUGACUUAGGAAAACAUGAGAAUGAUUCUGUAGUCCUGGAUUCUCCCUCUUUCUCUGAGUGGAAAUGUGGUAUUUUAGAGAGAAUGUAUGUCUGGGGACUACUUUCCAGAGUCUUCCUUACAGAUCAUUUGUUAGUCAGGUUACAUUUGCCUUUGAAGAUGCCUGCAUAAAUCUGGAUUGCUAAAUUACUGGAAAACACCUAGUAAAGAUGUGCAGUACUAGUAGGAAAUUGUCAGUGGAUCAAAGUUCUGCCUGCCCUACUUGGAACACUGCAGUUUGCUUAUCCUCUACAGAUGUCAUCAUCUGAUAGCCUCACUAGGCUACUUGGGAUUCAGUCCCACCAAAGUCCCAUGUUAGCUCAAUUAGUAAAAAACUCCUCUGCAAGUUAUUCUACAUUCUCCAGUUGCUCCUUCAGUUGGACCAGCACUUCCACAAUUUGCCAGGCUUUCCCAUCUGAGGCUGCUACUAUGCAUUUAUGUUUUCCAGUGUCUUCCUUACCAGAUCUUUGCAAUACUAUGGAAACCGUGUGACCCUUCUCCCACUGUUAAUAUCUAGAAACAAACAAACAAACAAAGUCUCAUGGAGGGUACAAUACCUUUAAAAACCACUUGGGUCUAGUCUGAUGUUAGCAAACUUCUGUAAAGAGAACACCCUCAGCUUUGUGAGCCAUAUGGUUUCUGUUGCAACUGCUCAACAUUUUAGUGCAAAAGCAGACAUAGAUAAUAUGGAAACAUAUGAGCAUGGCAGUGUUCCAAUAAAACUUUAUAAAUGAAUACUGGAAUUUGAAUUUCAUAUCACUUCUACAAGUUUUUUUUCCUUCAGCCAUUUAAAAGUAAAAAACAGCCAAGUGUGGUGGUAUACACUUGUAAUUCCAGCACUGCUGAGGCUGAGGCAUGAGGAUUCCCAUGGUUUGAGGCCAACCUAGACUACAUAGUGAGUUCAAGGCCAGCUUCAACUACAUCGUGAGAUCCUGUCUUGAAAAGAAAGAAACAUCCUCCCCUCCACAUACAUAUUCUAAGCUUGUGAACCAUAGAAGAAUGGGCAGUGGACCAGAUUUAGCACAUGGGCCAUAGUUUGCUAACUCCUGGUGUAGUGUAUAUACAGUAUGCUUAUAAAAAUGUCAGGUGAUUGAUCAUAUUCCAUCAAUAACAUUGUUAAUGCCAACUGAUCUGGCAGUUUACAAUAAAGGAAUCGUGGAAUAUUGGAAGAAAUCUUUAUAAGGCCAGGAAAGUAAAGUAGAGCUGAAAGAUCAAUUGGCUAUUGCACCCUCACCAUACUGUGGUUUACAAGAUCAAGUUUUGUGCUGCUUUUGAUUAAAAAUGUCACACAACUACUACUUACAUUAUUAUGUAAUAUCUAAAAACCUGUUGGCAAUACUGAAAAUGGUGCAAAGUUGCAACCAACAAUAGUAUCUAACGGUAGUUCCAAAUGCCUUAUUAUGGGCAGCAGUUGAAUAAGUGUGUUAUCACCUAUUAAAAUGUGUACUAGAUGAUAAAACUCAGUGAAAUUUUUUUUUGCUCAAACUUUGUAACUGGUCCCAAACCAUAUGUCCUAAAGCGAUCUUUAUUGUGUUACCUUUAAGCUGAUCUUACCAAGUUAUCUGAAAGGAGAUUCUGUGUUAAUUCACUCAACAAGUGUUUAUCAAGUGGCUAUAUGUGCCUAAAUAUAGCAAUGGAAAAUAGACCCAGGCCUUAGAUUUGACAGCCUGAAAUCUAAUAUUAUUCUUCACUUGCAAAACUUCUGUUCUGUAUGCUGACACUUCUGUUCCGUAUGCAGUCAUUACCACUCAUACCUGAUAAUCAGUAUAACUUUUGCCACAUGCCUUUAUGCCGUGGUUGUGAUGCCUCUCUAACUGCACUAAUAAUUUGAGGACUGUAUGUUCGACUUAAAUUUUAUUAUCCUUUACACAAAUUUAUAUUGGUGGAAAAAUAUACUGGCAAUGUUGCAAGUGUAAAUUGGCAACAGCUUUCUGAAAAGCAAUUUGGCAGUAUCUGUUAGGAGCUUUAAAAAUGUUUAUAUCCUCUGAUCCUCUAAUUCUACUUCUGGGAAUCUUUCCUAAAGAAAUAGUCUAAAAUGUGAGCAAAAAUUUAUGCUUAAUAAUCUAAAACUUCAACAGCAAAAAAAUUGGUUAAAUAAAUUAUAUUAUGACUAAAUAAUUGGUUUGUGAUUAUCAUAAUGAGUGUUUAUAGAGUAUUUAACAGCAUGGCAAAACUACUUACGAUGUUUACUGAAAUGAGUGAUGCAAAAUUGUACAUACUCAUCCAAAAAAUUCUGUUUUGAAUUACUGGAAAGGACAUGCUAACUCUGGGUGGCUGAAUUAUGGGCGUCUAAAUUUUUUUUUCUGGUUUCUAUGCUUUUAAAGAAUAUGUCUCCAAACUCCUUUACUUUUGUUAACAGUAAAAAGAAAAAUAGCUUCAAAAUUUGGCAAUCAAAUGCCAGACAUGGUGACACAUGUCUGUAAUCCCAGCACUCGGGAGACUGAGGCGGGAGAGUCACUACAAAGUUCCAGGUCAGCCUGGGUUAUAUAAUGAGACCCUGUCUCCAAAAAAAAAAAAAAAAGAAAAAAAAGAAAAAAAAAAGUUGGCAAUGGAGAAUUGAGGCCACAUCACUAGUUCAAUCCAUGAAAAAUUAACUGGCAUGGAGGCUAGAUGAUAUUUGUGUUGGUGGCAAGAAUGAGAGAGAAGGGGAAAGAAUGUGUAUCAGAGAAGGCGUAACUAGAAUCCCUACUUAAAACCCAAGUGGUUGUGAGAAGAUAUCAUGAGUGGCAUGCUCCUUUUAUGUUGUUCUGUGCAGCGAAAAGAACACCGGUGCUUAUGAGUCAAAAAUGGGAAAGGAUAUGAAAUUCUCUCUUGGGUAAAAUUAACCUCUUUUGGACUUCACUUUCACAUUCUCUCAUACAAACUGAAUUCUUAAGAUGGAUUUUAUUAUAGUUGAAUCUCUGAAGAAUUAUUGAGCCUUUCAUAUUCCUUCAGUGUAGGAAUAGCUUUCGAUGUGCCAAGUCUACCUCCUUUCACACUGGGACAUUCAGGCAACAUGGAUGUACACUGUAGUAUUUGUGUUUUACAUUGAGAGUACUACAUACAAAUCAUUAGUCACCUUAAUGUUGUAAUUUAAAAGUCAAUGUUUGUAAAUGUCAAUUUGUUGGUGUCCAGAAUUAUUGUAUUUCUUGUCUAAAGAGUAACCACGACGUGGAAUUUCAAAGUGAAAAAUUACGUAGCGAAUGCAUACCCAUAAAUGAAAGUGUUAUGUUGGGAAAAUGUAUAUUUAAAUGUUGCCUUGAUAAAAUGAUUAUCAUUAAAAUGUUAAAUGUAUCUUUUCAGUGAAAUUUCAAUUUUCAAGUAAAUACAAGAGAUAAAUACGUGUUUCAUAAACAUAUAGGUUAUAGAUUUAUCAAGCUAGGUGAGUUUUUCAAGAUCUAAAGUGUUAAGCCCCUUGCUACAGAAAGAGCAUUAAGAGUGUGAUUUGGGUUUUAGUUCUGGCUUUUUUAUUAGCUUUGUGACUGGACAAUUCAUUUUUACCUUCUGAGUGCCUCACUUUACUCAUCAAAUGAGGAAAACAAUGUGUUGUUCAAUUUUUCCAUUCAGCAAAUAUUUAUUGAGUACUUACAUAAGUUUCACACUGUUCCAGAUAUAGGAAAUAGUGGUAAACAAGCCAAAAAAAUAAAAAUUCCUCCAGAUGGGCAUACAUUUAGGUGAGGGAGACAGACAAGCAAAAAGAUAAAAUUAGUCCAAAAAUAGUAUGCUGGUGAUUGAUAGAUGUGAGACUUACAAUAAAUAAUGUAUAUGAAUUACAUAGUGUAAGACCUGGCAUGUAGCAAAUUCUUCACAGAUAAUAAUUUCCUUUGCUUCUUUUGUCUUCCUGACAGUUGCUGAAUUCCUCUACAAAAUGAUAGUAAUCAUAAAAAGACAUGACUGGUUAUUACCUGUUAUCUAUUGCUAGUAAAUAAGGCCUAAUCUUGUUUUUGCUUAAGAAUUCUUACACUUGGAUUUUGUACUUCCUGUAUGGAAGAUUAAUCAAGGUAGUGCCUAAAUAGUGUUAUAAAAUGGAACUUUCUGGAGCCAGUUGGCAGGCAUCCUUGUAUGGGACUGGAUGGCAGGCGUUAGGUCCAAAGACAAAUGCAUAGUGUCCUUGCUGUUUUAAGCAAAAUAAACUAGAAGACUUUAAUGACUGUUUCUUAAUGAAAAGCCGUAUUCCCUCUUUCCUGUGCCAGACUUUGGAGAACUGAGCAAAGUUUGCAGCGUUAGGAGUUUGGCUGUGUUAUUUAUGGGUGACUGGUAACUGGUCUAUUAUGUACUAUGGGUGACUAAUGGUAACUGGUCUAUGAUCCUUAGUGCUGUUAUGUGAAAGAACCUGGAGCUCAGUCCACAGGUAUUUGGUUUAGGCUGUUACCCCUUGAAAGAAACUGAGCAUUAGGUUGUACCUGGCUUCAAGAACUAGUAAAUGAAAAUUCAGAAUUGCAAUCCAGAUUAGAUAAAGAAAUUAGCCCAAGGAGGUUGAAGAAUGUUUUUUUUGAAUCACACAUCUAGUUGGUAGGAGAGCCAGGAUAAUAAUGAAGGACCUUGAACCUUAUUCAAUCCAUUUCUAUUAUGCCAUUGGUAAUAAGUACUUUUACUAAAAUGCUCAUUCUUAAGACAUCUUUUUAUUUAAAGACAUCUUUUAAAUAGUGCUCACCAUUGCAUUUAACAAAUGAUUUACCAAUAAUUGAUUUACAUACAAUUUUAAAGAAACAUUUAUAGCACAGAACGUUGUACAGAGUGUUUUUCUAAAUUUCCCUGGGGUGUCUACAUCCUCUGCUCCUUCCAGGGCGUGUAUUCAUAAGUAAAUGUUGGCAUUCUGAUACUCAUUUUUUCCAGAUGUUCCUCCCAAGUGGUGUGCUAUGUUUUGUGUUUUUAAUAUUUUUCAUAUGCAUUUUAAAAAUCUGGGCACAUAAAUCUUAAUAAAAGUCUUAACUAUC
Cavia porcellus (domestic guinea pig) is the source of this 9709-nucleotide messenger RNA. RefSeq names its product GVQW motif containing 3 (gene Gvqw3). Bases 471 to 1103 code for a protein of 210 amino acids. Lineage: Eukaryota; Metazoa; Chordata; Mammalia; Rodentia; Caviidae. The transcript has a single exon. The record is from RefSeq and is a predicted model, not a curated record.